Molecule: messenger RNA, 1261 nt
Organism: Salvelinus namaycush (lake trout)
Lineage: Eukaryota; Metazoa; Chordata; Actinopteri; Salmoniformes; Salmonidae
Product: 2-amino-3-ketobutyrate coenzyme A ligase, mitochondrial-like
Exons: 8
Coding region: 791-1198 (135 amino acids)
Biological process (GO): biosynthetic process
Molecular function (GO): pyridoxal phosphate binding
Source: RefSeq, a predicted model, not a curated record
CUUACGUUGUUAUCCUGUCUAGUCUCCUUAUCCUUAUCCUGUCUAGUCAUGUCUACGUUGUUAUCCUGUCUUGUUAUCCUGUUAACUGCUUGGAAAUAUUUGGACAGAAAUUCACCAUGCUUCUUCGAACAGCUGUCCGUUAUCUUAGUGCCCCAAUAAGAGAUAUUUUGAGACCCUCAACUACCACCUCAAACCGGGGCUAUGCAGCUAUCGCCGAUGCUAGAUCGGUGCUGGAGCAUGAACUUGAAAUGAUCCGAACUGGUGGAACGUGGAAAGGAGAAAGAAUAAUCACGUCCAAGCAGGGUCCUCAUAUCAACGUGGACGGCAGUCGUGGCGACAUAUUGAAUUUCUGCGCAAACAACUAUCUGGGCAUCUCCAGCCAUCCCCAUGUAGUGGAGGCAGGGAUAGAUGCCUUGAAGAAGUAUGGUGCUGGGCUGAGCUCAGUGAGAUUCAUCUGUGGCACACAGAUCUGGAGCAGAAGCUGGCUCAGUUCCAUGAGCGUGAGGACUGCAUCCUAUAGCCCUGCGUUGGCGUCAAAACAGCUGGCAUAUUUGAGGUUCUGUUGGGGCUUGACGAUACAGUUCUUUCUGAUGAGCUGAAUCAUGCCUUGAUGGGAUCAGAUUGUGUCGGGCCAAGAGGUUCAGAUACAAACACAUGGACCUGAAUGACUUGGAGACCCAGCUGAAAGAGUCCCAGUCAUGUCGUCUACGCCUCGUUGUCACGGAUGGUGUGUUCUCCAUGGAUGGUGACAUGGCUCCAUUGAAGGGGAUCUGUGACCUGACAGAGCAGUAUGGAGCCAUGGUCUUCAUUGACGAAUGCCAUGCUACAGGCUUCAUGGGCCCACGAGGCAGAUGAGCUCCUGGGAGUGAUGGACAGGGUUCACAUUGUCAACUCUACUUUGGGAAAAGCACUGGAAGGUGCAGCUGGUGGGUACACAGUGGGUCCUAAACCUCUGAUUGACCUGCUGAGGCAGCGCUCUCGUCCGUACCUCUUCUCCAACUCCCUACCCCCUCCUGUCGUGGGCUGCGCUACCCGGGCUGUCGAGCUGCUCCUCGCUUCCAAUGAGAUUGCUCAGAGUGUCGGGGACAAAACCAUGAGGUUCAGAAACAAAAUGACCGAGGCUGGGUUCACCAUCUCAGGCUCUGACCACCCUAUCUGUCCUGUGAUGCUGGGGGAUGCCAGCCUCUCUGAUGGCUGAUGACAUGCUGAAACUAGGCGAGGCAACAGUUCAGGCUGAAUAUGAAUGGAGCACAAGCAGAUU